Paramecium octaurelia is the source of this 1258-nucleotide messenger RNA. The record is from the annotation of a GenBank genome assembly. NCBI's taxonomy places the organism in Eukaryota, Ciliophora, Oligohymenophorea, Peniculida, Parameciidae.
AUGAAAGCUAAAUUGAAUAGGGAGGAUUAUUAAUUUCGAAAGAAAACAGGUUAAGAAUUGAUUAAAUAUCCUGGGCAAUUAAAUGGGUUAGACUUUGUGGUCUCUAAUUGUGAAGAGUGCACAAUCUAUAUUUGUGAUCAUGCUGCAUAGAUAUUUGUGGAUUUGAGCAAGAAUUGCAAAAUCUUUAUUGGACCAGUUGAAGGCUCUAUCUUCGUUAGAAAAUGUGAGAAUAUUGAAAUAAGUGCAGCAGCGAGUUAAUUUAGAGUCUCAAAUUCAAAUAAGUACGAAAUCAAUAAUAUAUUAUCUAGCAUCUAAUGUUUUGUCUAUACUUCAAGUGAUCCAGCACUUGAGAAAUCAACAGGCAUUGGUUUUGCUCCAUAUAACUUUACUUAUCCUGGGAUCACUGAAGAUUUUGGGAAGGCCAAGUUGGAUCCUGCGAAUAAUAAAUGGAGUUAGGUUUUUGAUUUCACUCCUAAUGCUGAAGCUAGUAAUUGGACUCUCUUACAUCCUUCCUAAUUUCAUUUAGUAAGCAAAUCAUUUGAAGGCCUUGAAGAACCAGAGUAAUGUCCUGUUCCCAUCCCCACCACAUAUGGUGGAACAUGUACUAAGAAAAUCAUCUUGGGAAGUGCUGAUUAGAAAGCUAAUGGAUUGGAAUUAGAUUUUUUGAUGGGCAAGGACAAUAUCAAGAAUCAAUAAUAACUAUCUGAUGAAAAUCAAGCUUAUUUGGAGACUCAGCUCAAACCGCCCAAUUAGAAUAGAGUCGAAUAGAUUUAAGGGAACUAUGAGGAGUUUGUAUUUGAUUAGGAAAGUAUUAAAAGUACAGAGCCUUAGGUCAAUUUGCAAAGUCAGACUACUUUUAAUGCAUUUGAUGAAUUGAUUGUUGGAGAUACUCAAGCUAACAAGUAAAGAGAAGUAUUUUUGAGUCAACAGAUGCUUAAGGAUGUAAUUGAUAAUUUAAAUUAAAUUUAGGAUGCUGAAAGAAAACUAAAAGAACAGAAAAGAAAAUAGGCUUAAGAGUAUUUAAAGAAGUUCAUGAGGUAAAUUCAUUAAUGUGAGUAUAUAGUGACUUCACGGAAUUAGCAAAUUAGAGGAAGGUGCAAAAUAGAGCCAUUGUCAGAGAGAAGGUGCAGAAGUAGGAGGGAUGGAAGACAGUAAUGACAAAUAUAGAUGUGAAAGAUAAUGGGGGAGAAAAAGAUGUCAGUAAAAUGGCUUAAGCAAUUAAAAAUAAAUUCAUGGAUGUAUUAAAAUGAUAUAAGAC